AUGGAAUCUGACAACGAAAAUCGCAAACUCAAGUCCAAAUUAAGUUCAUCAACUGAAUAUAGAAGAAAGCAGAAGGUUAAUGAUCCUGAAAAAUAUGAGAAGUAUUUAACGUAUCAAAAAGAACAAGGGAAAAAAAACCGAAGUGAGCUUAAAAAGAGAUUGAAUAAAUCAAAACCAAGUAAAAAAGAUGUUGAAACACAAGAAAAAAUCAAACUUCAGAAUCGAAUUCGUCAAGAAAAAUUUAGAAGAAAAAAACAAAACAAGACUAAACAGAAAAGUACCAGUACAUCAUCAAGUGCUUUAAUAAAAGUUUCAUUUAAACAUGUUACAUGUCAAGAGAAAGUAAAUCAAAAUGAAAAGGGGAGAACAGAUAAGUAA
This is a messenger RNA of Lottia gigantea (owl limpet), 378 nucleotides long. RefSeq lists its product as hypothetical. The transcript has 2 exons. Bases 1 to 378 code for a protein of 125 amino acids. Lineage: Eukaryota; Metazoa; Mollusca; Gastropoda; Lottiidae. The record is from RefSeq and is a predicted model, not a curated record.